Molecule: messenger RNA, 2272 nt
Organism: Cucurbita moschata (crookneck pumpkin)
Lineage: Eukaryota; Viridiplantae; Streptophyta; Magnoliopsida; Cucurbitales; Cucurbitaceae
Product: pyruvate kinase isozyme A, chloroplastic-like
Exons: 6
Coding region: 174-1967 (597 amino acids)
Biological process (GO): glycolytic process
Cellular component (GO): cytoplasm; chloroplast stroma
Molecular function (GO): pyruvate kinase activity; potassium ion binding; magnesium ion binding
Source: RefSeq, a predicted model, not a curated record
GUGCGAAAUCUGUAACACGUUUUCCGCCGUCGAUCAUCCGGCGGCAAUUCCGAAGCUAUCAACACCAAAAUAAUUCGUAUUCCUUUGGAAUCUCCGUACCUCUCUCUGCUUUAAUCACCAUCUCCAUUUUCUCACUUUCCAUUUCCUUCUCCAAAUUCGAAAUUCCCCUCACAAUGGCACAAUCUCUGCAACUUUUCACCUCCUCCACCACCCGCUCUCCGCCCAUUUCUCUCUCGAAACAUUCCCUCUCAAAACCCCCCUCCUCUUCCACCGCCACCUUCCGCCUCCCUGUCUCCUUCAACCAAUUUUCAAUUCGAGCCUCUUCCUCUCCGGAUCUCAACCCUCUGUCAUCAGCUUCCACUUCCCAAGUCUUGGUUUCUGAAAAUGGUUCGAGUUCCGGAGGUGGGUUUGUGUCUACUUCUGCUACUACCAGGGAGUUUGUGCCGGCUGUGUCUGAUGGCAGCUCGAUUGACGUCGAUACUGUCACGGAGGCUGAGUUGAAGGAGAAUGGCUUCAGGAGUACAAGGAGGACGAAGCUUGUGUGUACUAUUGGUCCUGUUACUUGCGGAUUUGAGCAGCUUGAAGCGCUUGCUGUUGGCGGUAUGAAUGUUGCGAGGAUCAAUAUGUGCCAUGGAACUCGAGAGUGGCAUCGGAUGGUCAUUGAACGCGUGCGCAGGCUCAAUGAGGAGAAGGGCUAUGCUGUGGCUAUUAUGAUGGAUACUGAAGGGAGUGAAAUUCAUAUGGGUGAUCUUGGUGGAGCUUCCUCGGCUAAAGCGGAAGAUGGUGAAAUCUGGACAUUCAGUGUCAGAGCUUUUGAUUCAACACUCCCAGAACGCACCAUUAAUGUGAACUACGAAGGGUUUGCAGAAGAUGUGAGAGUUGGUGAUGAUCUCCUUGUUGAUGGUGGAAUGGUGAGGUUUGAAGUAAUCGAAAAGAUUGGUCCUGAUGUUAAGUGCCUGUGUACUGACCCGGGGUUGUUGUUGCCACGGGCUAAUUUGACUUUUUGGAGGGAUGGACAUCUCGUACGAGAACGUAACGCCAUGCUCCCUACAAUUUCUUCUAAGGAUUGGUUGGAUAUUGAUUUUGGGAUUUCUGAAGGUGUUGAUUUUCUUGCCAUAUCAUUUGUGAAGUCUGCUGAAGUGAUUAAACAUCUCAAAAGCUAUAUUGCUGCACGUUCUCGUGGCAGUGACAUUUCCAUCAUUGCGAAGAUAGAGAGUCUGGACUCAUUGAAGAACUUGGAAGAAAUUAUUGUAGCAUCUGAUGGAGCUAUGGUAGCCAGAGGAGAUUUAGGAGCUCAAAUACCACUGGAACAGGUGCCAUCAGUCCAGCAAAAGGUCGUCCAACUAUGCAGGCGGUUAAAUAAGCCAGUUAUUGUUGCCUCUCAGCUGCUCGAGUCGAUGAUCGAAUACCCUACACCUACCAGAGCUGAAGUCGCUGAUGUUUCCGAGGCUGUUAGGCAGCGAGCAGAUGCUCUAAUGCUCUCUGGUGAGUCCGCCAUGGGCCAGUUCCCCGAGAAGGCAUUGACCGUCUUGAGAAGCGUCAGUCUAAGAAUUGAGAAGUGGUGGAGGGAUGAGAAACGCCAUGAAGCUAUGGAACUCCCAGAAGUUGGAUCUUCAUACUCGGAUAGCAUCUUAGAAGAGAUCUGCAAUUCCACCGCCAAAAUGGCCAAUAAUUUGGAGGUGGAUGCAAUUUUUGUCUACACAAAGACAGGCCACAUGGCAUCUCUCCUAUCCCGUUGCAGACCCGAUUGCCCGAUCUUUGCGUUUACUUCCACGACAUCUGUGAGGAGACGUCUUAACUUGCAAUGGGGCUUGAUACCCUUCCGCUUGAGCUUCUCGGACGACAUGGAAAACAACCUCAACAAAACGUUUAUGCUGCUUAAAGCCAGAAACUUGAUAAAAUCAGGUGACCUUGUACUUGCUGUAUCAGACAUGCUGCAGUCUAUUCAAGUAAUGAAUGUUCCAUAAGAAAAAGAGGGGUUCUGUAAUGUGCUUGCUUGCUCUGAUGUUUCAUUCCCCCAAACUAUUUGACUUAAUCUAAGCCUCUGGAUCUGUUACUUAGCUGCUAGGAUAAGAGAUCGACUCGACUCGAGCUUCAGGUUUUUCUCCUUCGACCCUAUCUGAAACGUUUAGUUGAACUUUUGAGCAUUUUGGUUUAUUUCUUCUUAUUCUCUGUAGUGUUUUUAUGGGUAUCAGAUAAAUGUUCUAUGAACAAACAUGGUGUACGUGCUAUUUAUGUAAUUUUUUUAGAUAUUAAUACGUAAUAUUAUGUA